AUGUCGAACCUCGGAAACUACAUCGAGAAGAAGGUUGUGGUGCUGACCCUUGAUUCGCGCAUGCUUGUCGGCAAGCUCGAGAGCUUCGACCAGCUGACUAACCUGGUCCUGUCCAAUACUCUGGAGCGCGUGAUCCGUACCCCCGAUGACCCUGAAGACUCCGAGACGGUGCCGUUGGGCCUGUACAUUGUCAGAGGUGACAAUGUCUGCCUCGUGGGCCUAGUGGAUGAAUCCAUUGAGAACGAGAUCGACUGGUCGAAAGUACGAGGCGCAACCAUUGGCACGACGAAACACAGCUAG
Messenger RNA from Pestalotiopsis fici W106-1, 300 nucleotides. RefSeq names its product U6 snRNA-associated Sm-like protein LSm8. The transcript has 3 exons. Gene Ontology annotation, molecular function: RNA binding. Gene Ontology annotation, cellular component: U4/U6 x U5 tri-snRNP complex; U6 snRNP; precatalytic spliceosome. The record is from RefSeq and is a predicted model, not a curated record. Lineage: Eukaryota; Fungi; Ascomycota; Sordariomycetes; Amphisphaeriales; Sporocadaceae. The coding region runs from base 1 to 300 and encodes 99 amino acids. Gene Ontology annotation, biological process: mRNA splicing, via spliceosome.